CGCUUCCCAACGGUCGCGCCAGCCGAACCGCCUCCCGCGCCACCCGCUGGCCACUGACCGCUCGGGCUCCGGCCGCCGGGGCCCACGCGUCGGCGGCGGUGGCCGGAGAGUAUUUUAGCUCCGGGGGCCUGGGGGCAUCCCGAACCCAGAACCCUAGUGGGGGGACCCGUCACCGCGCCGGCCAUGGGCAAGGGCAAGAAGGCCAAGCGCGGCGCCGCCAUGGCUGACGCUGACGCCGACGAGAUCAUGCCUUCGGCCGACGGGGGGGAGCUGGAGCAGGCUCCGCCGCCGGAGCCCGCGGCCAACGGGGGCGAGGCACCACCGGCUCCGGCCGCGCCCAACGGGACGGCGGCGGCGGCGGCGGCGGGGCGGGGCUCGUCGCCGGAGCGGGACGGCGGGGAGGCGGGGAGGCUCAGGCGCCUCAACGACCUGCUCGCCGCGAGGGCCAAGGAGGAGCGGGGGCGGGCGGCGGCGCUCGAGGCGCGGCUCGGCGAGGUGGAGGCCGACGCGGCGGCGCUCGCGGAGGGGGAGCGCGUGGCACUGCGCGCGGCGCUCGCGGCGCCGCUCCGGGCCGCGGAGGCGGAGCGCGCGGCGCUGGGGGCGCGCCUCGCGGCGGCGCGGGAGGCGCUCGGGCGCGCCGAGGCGGGGGCGGCGCGCGAGGCGCGGGCGCGGGCCGAGGCCGCGGCGGGGCUGGAGGCGGCGGCCGCGGAGAAGGCCGCACUCUCGGAGCGGCUGGGCGCCAAGGACGCCGAGGCGGCGGCCGCGGCCGCGAAAGCCGCCGGAUUGGAGGCAGCGGUCGCCGGAUUGGAGGCGGAGCUCUCCGACCUGCACGCGGAGAGGGGCCGGUUGGAGGAGCAGUUGGAGGCGGCGAGGGCGUCGGCGAGGGCUGUCCAGGCCCAGAAGGUGGAGGUGGAAUCAAGCUUCAACGAGUUCAAGAGGAACGCAGAGGAAGCAAAGCAGGGGAUGGAGGAGAAGCUCCAGGAGAAACUGAAUGAAUUGGAGGCUCUGCAAUCAAGGAAGGAGGAAAUGGAGGCGAAGGUCGGUUCUCUGGAGGCGGCGCUCUCGGCGGCCAUUGCUAGGAACAGCGAAUUGGACUCGGAGGUGGAUGAAAUGAAGAUGGAGGUGCUUGCUGCAAGGAAGGAGGUGGAGAAGCUCCAAGCCGAGGUUGCAGAGGCGGGUGAGAAGCACAGCUCGGCGGUAGCGGAAGUAUUUAGGCUCCGGAGUAAGAUUGACAAGGUGGUGAAGGCGAAUGAGGCUGAUGCAGCGGCGCAUGAUAUUGAGAAGAAAAGGUUGGAGUCUGAAUUGGAGGUUCUGAAGGGGGAGGUUGGCCGGAUCCAGGCCGAGAAGGAUGCUUCUUUGGGAAUGGUCCAUGCUAAAGAUGCUGAGGUUGGAGAGUUGAGGGAUGAAUUGAAGAAGCUCCAUGGUUCGAUGGCCGAUCUCCAUACUCUCUGCAGUGAUCUUAAGGGGAAGUCUUCCUCCCUGCAAGAUGAAAGGGAUUCAGUUCUGAAAGCACUCGAAAAGCAGAAAGCUGAGGCAGAUGAGCUGAGGUUGACUCUUGGGGAGCUUGAUGUCUGUAAUGGUGAGAAGGAUCGUGAGAUUCAGACACUGAAGGCAGAAGUUGAGGGCAAGGGGAUCGAAAUCAGUCACUUGAACGGGGAUCUUGAGCAGCUGCAGCUUGCAGUUGCCGAAGCACAGCGCAGGGGGAAGAAUGAGGUCUGGAGAUGGCUGGGCCCAGCUACCACCUCCGUGUUAGCAGCUGCUUCCUUUGUCUACGCCGCCCGUAGUCGGUGAACAGCUAGCUCUUUUACUUGCUUUUUGUUCACUUCCUCGAGUAUGAAUUACUCAGAAUAACCAGGCUUCCUACUCAUGACAUGGUGACACUGCACCUUACUAUGAAAUAAAGCUAUUUUGGGGCAACUUUGUUUGCAUCUGUUGCUCAUUGGUCAA
This is a messenger RNA of Panicum virgatum (switchgrass), 1947 nucleotides long. RefSeq lists its product as uncharacterized. The record is from RefSeq and is a predicted model, not a curated record. NCBI's taxonomy places the organism in Eukaryota, Viridiplantae, Streptophyta, Magnoliopsida, Poales, Poaceae. Bases 184 to 1791 code for a protein of 535 amino acids. The transcript has a single exon.